Molecule: messenger RNA, 1050 nt
Organism: Penicillium longicatenatum
Lineage: Eukaryota; Fungi; Ascomycota; Eurotiomycetes; Eurotiales; Aspergillaceae
Product: putative pre-mRNA splicing factor
Exons: 1
Coding region: 1-1050 (349 amino acids)
Biological process (GO): base-excision repair
Cellular component (GO): nucleus
Molecular function (GO): catalytic activity; DNA binding
Source: RefSeq, a predicted model, not a curated record
AUGACUAUUCCUCCAGAAGCAUACAAAUGCCUCGAGGAGCUCCAUUUACCCCCAGACUUUUUACUAUCAGACUCAACCUUGAGUGAUGUUCCCAGCGACCUCGACCUUGACCUUGAAGAUGGGAUGUCUGUGUGUCCUCCCACCCCCGCGAAAAGUCCGCGAUUUGUUCCCGCAGAAUCCGCUAUCUUCCCCGAGACUCCUGUCAAGCAAAUUUCUUUUCUUUUCCCUGAAGAUCCCAGGCCGUUACGAUCGAAAGUCCCCAAAAUCUCUCCUUAUUUCCCAAAGUUGCCCAGUGAUCCACAAUCGUGUCUUCCAUUUCCCCCUAUCGAUGCUCAGUGUUUUGGUCUUGUGCAGGAGCAGCUGGCCCACGAACCGUUCAAGUUACUUAUUGCAACGAUAUUCCUUAAUCGCACUCGAGGUGGUGUGGCUUUGCCGGUUUUGUUCAAAGUCUUCGAUCGCUAUCCUACUAUUGACUCUAUGGCUGCUGCCGACGAGUCGGAGCUUGUCGCUAUGAUUCGCUGCCUUGGGUUCCAAAACCAGCGUGCUAGGAAGUGCAUUUCAAUCGCUCAAACCUGGCAGACUAAUCCUCCGGUGAAACACAGACGCUAUCGGAAGAUACACUAUCCUAACAAACUGGAUGGUCGAGAUAUUGGCCCAGAUGAAUGUGUUGAUGAUGAAGACCCACGAUCAGCAUGGGAAGUUGCUCACUUUCCUGGUGUUGGUGCGUAUUCCUUGGAUAGUUGGCGGAUUUUUUGUCGUGACGAACUGCGAGGGAUGGCUACAGACUGGGUCGGGACUGGGGCCACCACCUGUGGAUUUGUUCCUGAAUGGAAAUCGGUCCUUCCCCAGGACAAAGAAUUACGUGCAUAUAUCACUUGGCUCUGGCUCAAGGAGGGUUGGGUCUGGGAUCGUCACACAGGCGAUCUCACGGCAGCAAGUGAUAAGACGCUACGAGCUGCACGAGCAGGUGGAGUAGCCCACGAAGAGGACGGAAACUGGGUACUGGAGACUUCACCUGUGAAAGCAGCAAAUGGAUUGCACGAGCAUUGA